AUCUUACCUGUCAACUGUUGUGCAGGAAGCUGCAUGCUCUCCAGCCAGACGUCUAGGCUACACAAUCUGCCACGCAACUAUGUCUCGUUUAAGUUCUCCGCUUGUUUACUUACUUUACGAGUUUACCUAGUCCUGAAUUACGUACACACCUUCACAUAAUUCGGCUUUGAUGGGCUGUUUGCCAGGUUAUUGUGUAAACAGACGGAAAGGAGUGGAGAGAGGCGGUCCCAGAGGGCAAGACGCAGGUGAGAGGUUUGAGUUUCACGCUCCUCGGAAGUGUUAUAAUUGAACCUGGGAGUUCAUCUGUCAGUCAGUGAAAUUGGCAGCGCACUAAACUAAUCGCAAAGUUUGUAGUAUACGGCUUGUGUGACUAUGCAUGUUUGGAUCAGGAUUGUUGCGCAGGAGUUUAAGCACGAGUGGCGCAUUUUGUCUUUGGCACCCCAAGACGACGUGCGUAUUAUUUCGUGGAUUUAGACGUUCCUUCUCUUCAGACUGCCAGACGCCGCGGGAAGUGGGUGAUGUUGAACAUGGAGGAUUUGAAAGCCCCUGUCAGAUUUUUCCACAAGUCUUCAUUCAGCAUCAGCAGCCUGCUGUUUCGACGAGAGGGAGUGAUGAGUGAUGACGGUGCCGUGCUGGAUGGGCAUCUUUCCAGAAAACACAUUUCUUCGGGGCCAUCUACUAGGCCUAAAGAAGUUUGUGCUCAAGAUGGAACAUAUGAUUUACAUGGAGACAAGAACUGUCAUAAAGAAUACGCAGUCCAAGAGGACAAACGACUCUCCAGAGAUGGAGAAAGGGAAGACGGAGAAGAUACCGAUGGAGUGGGAGAGGUGAAGACAUGUGGAGGAGUAGAGGGAAAAGCUAAACCAGAGAAACCUCCUUUCAGCUAUAACGCAUUGAUAAUGAUGGCUAUUCGCCAGAGCCCGGAGCGAAGGCUUACGCUCAACGGCAUUUACGAGUUCAUCAUGGGCAACUUCCCUUACUAUCAAGAAAAUAGACAAGGAUGGCAGAAUUCAAUCCGACAUAACCUGAGUUUGAACAAGUGCUUCGUCAAAGUACCUCGCCAUUAUGAUGACCCAGGCAAAGGCAACUACUGGAUGCUUGACCCUUCAAGCGAGGACGUGUUCAUAGGUGGCACAACUGGUAAACUCCGGCGCCGUUCCACGGCGGGCACCCAGACAAAGCUGGCAAUAAAACGGGGUGCCCGUUUGACCUCCACCACUGCCGCCGGGCUGGCGUUCACUGGGUCCUUUUAUUGGCCGGUGCCGUCGUUUCUAAACCUUCAACCUCAUGCGAACUCACACCCGGGCAUGGGGUCAUGUGUAGUGCCCAAUCACUCCAACUAUGCCACCUCGAUCCUUUCUCAACGGUCACACCACAUGAGUGCCAUAAAUACUGGAGCAGAACGACUCUUCCAAACAAACCAGGAGUCAUCUUAUUUUGGCAUGGGUGCAGGCGCGCAGUACCGUCGCCAUCACCAAAUGAACGCAGCCACAACAUUCGCCUCUUCAUCGUUGCCAUGCACUUUGUCUCUCCCUAACCCUUGUUCCUUUAACCUGCUCAACCGACAAGCUAGUUAUUUUUACUCGCAUCACCAGGUACCCCACCCGGCGACAUUCAAUACAUGGUGCCAGGAGGAGUACCCCCCAACCAAGGCAUCUCCAGCCGGACCCAUUUACUCCGGAAAAAAUGGGCCAUCGGAUUGCUUGGGGAGUUUGUGUGCGGAGUUCCCUAAUUAUUUCCCCUCAAGCAGCCCCAUGAGCUCCCUCAACACCAAUCUUUCUUGGAAUGCAGGGGAAUGACCAUAUUUAAAUUAAAAACGUCAGUUUCUCUUUAUGGAUUAAAUCUUUCUAAUGUCUACCAAUGCUGCGAAAUUGAUUCAAAUAAUUUAUGUGAGUUUGCUAUUUCCCAAAUAGGCAUAUCUGUCUUUGGAAAGAAAACAAUUAUUUAAUAUGUUUUAAAUAAUUGCCAAUCACGCUUUAAUGUGCAAUUUCAUCUAAACGUAUCAACAACAAAAAACGCCAUUCACCAUUAAAAUUGUUUUCAGUGCAAUAGCCUAUAUUAAUGUUGUAUUAUUUCACGAAUGGUCAAUAUUUGUGGUGCGUUCAGAUCAUUAAAAAAUAUAUAUUCCUUUCGUUAGUAUUUUAUUUUGUAUUUUAAUAGACGACUAACUAUACAUCACAAGAUGAAGAGAGAUGAGAAAAUUAUGCUGUAUUUUAAUUAUUGCGCAUGAAGUAAGAGUUUCAUAAUGAGGAAUAAUGUCGUGAAAAUAAUAAACUAUUUGGUAUCUGUGAAUGUAAUUAUCAUGGUCGAGGUUGUUAUUGCGAGAUUUUGCAUCAUCGUUUAGGCUACUUUUACACACAGGCUAAACCAUCACUCUCUGUGAAGUUUGUAUUCGUUUUUUUUCGUUCUUGGUGUUAUAACUUCGUUUUGCGAUUCGCUGGCCUAGUUCUUAGCGAUGUGGGCUAUAUGAAACAUGAAUCA
This is a messenger RNA of Salvelinus sp. IW2-2015, 2481 nucleotides long. RefSeq names its product forkhead box G1c (gene foxg1c). Gene Ontology annotation, cellular component: nucleus. Gene Ontology annotation, molecular function: DNA-binding transcription factor activity; sequence-specific double-stranded DNA binding. The record is from RefSeq and is a predicted model, not a curated record. NCBI's taxonomy places the organism in Eukaryota, Metazoa, Chordata, Actinopteri, Salmoniformes, Salmonidae. Gene Ontology annotation, biological process: regulation of transcription by RNA polymerase II.